This is a messenger RNA of Maudiozyma barnettii, 2046 nucleotides long. RefSeq names its product Esbp6p (gene ESBP6). Bases 1 to 2046 code for a protein of 681 amino acids. Gene Ontology annotation, biological process: transmembrane transport. NCBI's taxonomy places the organism in Eukaryota, Fungi, Ascomycota, Saccharomycetes, Saccharomycetales, Saccharomycetaceae. Gene Ontology annotation, molecular function: transmembrane transporter activity. The record is from RefSeq and is a predicted model, not a curated record. The transcript has a single exon.
AUGUCAUUUUCAUCUAAUCAUAAUAAUAAUAUUAAUAAUAACUACCUCGAGACAUCUUCCAAUGUGGUAUCGUCAUCGAAUAAUUCCUCGAGCAAUAUAGAAUCUAUUGCUUCAAGCGAAACUCAGGGUUAUCCGCAAGUGAUGCCGAUAACUUCUGUACGAUCUAGAUUAUCAUUUCAAUCUGCUAUAUCUAAUUUAUCAAGAAUACCAUCAUUAGCUAAAACUAUAUCAAAAGCAUAUACAGAUAUUAGAGACGCAGUUCAAGAUGAUAAUAAACAAACUGACGCUACUUAUAGUUCACAGGAUUUAAAUAGAUUAUUAGAAUCAAGAUUUGAUCUAGGUGAUGCCCUUAGGUUACAUAAUGAAUCUAUUGAAUCAUCGGUGGAAGAAGAAAGUAAGAACAAGAAGAUGGCCGUUGAAGAUAUAGAGAAACAACAAAAUGAACCAUUAGAUUUAUUAUCAUCAAAUACUUCAUCUUUAGUAUCAUCAUAUGCAGAGAGUCCACUCUCGUUAGCAUCACAUCAAGAAAUGACAACAAAGGAUGACAAUGGUAAUGAUAUUAACUUGACAACUACGGAAAAUGGAGAAAUGUUAGCAAAAGUAUUUACCAAUAAAUCAACAGGACAAAUUGAAUUACCUCCUGAUAAAGGUUAUGCUUGGGUAGUUGUCUUUUCAGUAUUUUUAAUCAUGUUCAAUACUUGGGGUUGUAAUUCUGCAUUCGGUGUAUUUCUAUCAUUUUUUUUAAGUAAUAAUAGAUUCCCUGGUGCAACUCGUUAUGAUUACGCUUUAAUUGCAGGUUUAACUGUAUUUUUAGGUCAAGGUUUAUGUCCAUUUGUAGUGAUUAUUAUGAGAAUUGUCGGUCUAAAGACUACAAUGUAUUUUGGAACUUGUGUAAUGGUAACAGCAUUCGUAUUAGCCUCGUAUGCAACUAAAUUAUGGCAUUUAUAUGUCACUCAAGGGUUUAUGAUCGGUUGUUCCAUAUCUUUAAUCUUUUCUCCAGCAACAACUCUUUUACCGGGUUGGUUCUUAAAGAAAAGAGCAGUGUCAAUGGGUCUUUCAUUAUUAGGUACUGGUGCUGGUGGUGUCACAUUUGGUUUAGCUUCAAAUAAAAUGAUUCAGGACUUUGGUAAUACAAAGAUGUGUUAUAGAAUGUUGGCAAUUACUUGUAGUAUUGCAACGGCUAUAGCAAUUUCAUUAGUGAAGGAAAGAAGUCCCAUAAAACCAGUUGGGAUUAAAUCUUUUACUAAGAUGAAAAGAGAAUUUAAUAAAAUGUUUUCUUGGAAAGUUAUUAGUCAACCCUUUGUUCCUUUAAUCGCAAUAUGGUUUACAUUAGCAUUAUUUGGCUAUAAUUUAAUGAUUUUCACUUUAUCAUCAUAUGCUGUGGCUCGUGGGAUGUCUCAACAUCAAGGUAGUUCCUUAACUGCAAUUUUGAACGGUGCACAAUGUGUAGGAAGACCUGUAAUGGGUCUAUUAGGUGAUAGAUUUGGUCGUGCUAAUGUCACAAUCACAUUGACUUGUGUCCUUUGUAUCUUCAUGUUCGGGUUUUGGAUUCCUGCUCAUACUUAUGUUCAAUUAAUCUUUUUUGCUAUUAUGGUGGGUUCAUGUGUAGGUGUCGCUAAUGUGAUGAAUACUGUAUUGAUUGCAGAUAUGGUUAAACCUGAUGAAUUUUUACCAGCAUGGGCAUUCGUUAAUUAUAGUGGGGCCCCUGCUUUGCUGGUUACUGAAGUGGUUGCACAAGCAUUGACAGAUUCAAAAAAUAAAUCAAACCCUUAUUUGCAUACUCAAAUUUUUGCUGGUUGUUGUUUCAGUGCUGCAUUGUUUAUGAUCUUUAUAUUGAGAGAAUAUGCUGUUAGAUUAAAAUUAACAAAAAGACAAGAGGAUACUGCUCGAAAAUUACAUGAAAAGGAAGAAGAAUCCUCUGGUGAUCUUCAGACUGUAUCUGAACAUUGGGAUGUUUUAGAGAAAAGAGAAACUAAAUACGAAGUUUUAUUAGGAAGUGGUGUCAAGAAAUAUUUUAUGAGAAUGGCAUACCCAAUGAAAGUAUGA